Messenger RNA from Cimex lectularius (bed bug), 1176 nucleotides. It is a transcript of the gene maf-S, whose product is annotated as transcription factor MafK. The record is from RefSeq and is a predicted model, not a curated record. Gene Ontology annotation, biological process: regulation of transcription by RNA polymerase II. The transcript has 3 exons. Gene Ontology annotation, molecular function: DNA-binding transcription factor activity, RNA polymerase II-specific; RNA polymerase II cis-regulatory region sequence-specific DNA binding. Gene Ontology annotation, cellular component: nucleus. Bases 420 to 836 code for a protein of 138 amino acids. Lineage: Eukaryota; Metazoa; Arthropoda; Insecta; Hemiptera; Cimicidae.
AAUUCUAAAAAACUUAAAGCCAGAUUUAAUCCAAUAAAAAGGGCAUAUAUGAGCAAUUUAUUUGAUUAUAAACCAAAAAAUAUAAAAACUACUCACAAUAACAAAAAAAAUUAUUACUUUUGUUCUGUUAUUGUAAAUAGUCGAAAAAUAACAUUUUAAAAGAUGUCUGGCCGACCAAAUUGUUCUAUGAUAUCUUGUCGGUUUCAAUUAACAUAACAAAGUUUUAAACAUUGGCGCAUCAUUAACAUUGGUGGCAAGUGAAAGUUAUGUGCGUGCGCGCAGGCGUCCUGGCCUUCUCUCCUCUCUUCCAUUAAACAGCAUGACUUUGCAGUUUCGCUCUACUCUAAAAACCAAAAGGGAUCUACCGUUUUUCGCUUCGAUCCCGACCAAAACCGUUUCUGCUUUAUUUCAAAGUGAAAAUGGCACCAGAAAACGGUCGCCGAGGCGAGAGGCAUCGAGGAAACAUGAUGCCUCUUUCUCCUGGGCCGAUACUUGACAUAAGUGACGACGAACUUGUCAGCAUAUCAGUUAGGGAUUUGAAUCGUCAAUUGAAACUGCGAGGUUUAACCAGGGAAGACAUUGUCAAGAUGAAGCAACGUAGGAGAACAUUAAAAAACCGGGGAUACGCCGCAAGCUGUCGGAUCAAACGUAUUGAACAGAAAGAUGAACUCGAGACGGAAAAAUCUCAGGAAUACAGAGACAUGGAGGUAAUGCAGGAGAAUAACAACACUAUGAGGGAGGAGCUCGACAACCUUUACCUCAAAUACGAAGCCUUGAAGAAAUUCGCCGUAUCAAAGAAAAUACCCAUCCCUCAUGAACUGGAAUCUGUUAACUAAUCUAUCAACUAUAGUUUUAUUUUAUUUUUUAUUUUUUUGUAUUUUCAUCGAAGAAGACAGCCUUACAUACACCACUAGUAUUAUUUUUGUUAUGCAGAAAAUAUAUUUUAAUGUUUUUAAAUAAUAAUUAUUGUUGAUAGAUUGUAACUUUAUUUUCAUACAUAGGGGUACACGCUUUAUUAUAAAUGGCAUACUAACAUUAAGUGUGAAUUUAUUUUUACUUUAAGACUUUAUAUUUUAUUUUAUUAUUAUUAUUUUUGGAAAGGUGACCAAAUAUUUUACAUUUGUUUGCAAAACAAAUAAAUAACUAAAAAGUAAAGCGUGAAGUAUGUCAUUUUAA